This is a messenger RNA of Arabis nemorensis, 1977 nucleotides long. Lineage: Eukaryota; Viridiplantae; Streptophyta; Magnoliopsida; Brassicales; Brassicaceae. The record is from the annotation of a GenBank genome assembly.
AUGCAUGACAUCGAGUUGAUUGAUGACGAAAGCAUGCUGAAUGUUUCUGAAACAAAUUGUUUGUGGGGUAAGGCUGCCCUAGAAAUAAGAGAGGGACUGCGUUUCUCUCAGGAUGCAUCUGACGGUGGGGAAGCUGAUUCAGAGGAGAAUCUCCGACAGCGUCUUUUCAAAGACAAUCUUUGUGUUGAUCCCAAAAUAUGCGCUCUGACUGUUUUGCAUUUUCCUCAUCAACAUACUGCAGAGAUAUCAGAUAACUCUUACAUACACGAUGAUCCAAUAAGCGAGAAACGCUCACCUGUUAUUGCACGAUAUGAUCCGGCUUUCAUCCUGCGAUUCUCACUACACUCAUUGUCCAUGGGAUUAAUCGAACCUGUGGAAUUCGCCAGUUUAGGCUUGCUUGCGGUUGCGUUUGUGAGCAUGUCUUCAGCAGAUCUUGGGAUGCGAAAAUUGGGCGAUGCAACUCUUGGGAGAUUUUUAAAAGCCCUUAAGUGUUGUUGGAUGAAGAAGCAUGUAAAGGAUGGACUUAUGCUUCUACUGUCGUAUGUACAAAAUGGAGUUGAGGAGCCAUGGCAAAGAAUCCCAAGUGUUUCUGCUGUUUUUGCCGCUGAGGCAUCUCUGAUAUUGUUGGAUUCUUCUCGCAAACAUUAUGUUCCCAUAAUUGAAUUUUUGAAGAGAUCAGAUCCACUGAUGCUGAGGGUGGGAAUACCUUUGUUUCCUGAUUUUUUCGAAAGCAGCGCUGUUGUACAGAGGCUUUGGGUACUUCGCCUAAUAUAUGCGGGCUUGAAAUCAGAAGACGAUGCUCAAAUUUACAUUAGAAACUCUGUCCUUGAGAGAUUGAUGAGGUUUUCCUCAACUCCUCUCACUGAUGCUGAAACUAAAGGACUAAUCCUUGAGGUUGUGAGAAAGUCUGUCAAAUCUCAUAAGAUGGCCCGACAUCUAAUUAGGAACUGUUAUCUGUUAUCGUGGUGUUCAUCAUUUAUUUCAAUGUUUACUACGAAGCUGCCCAUUGGAGAUGAUGAAGAGUUGCGCUUUGUCGUUGUCUUGGAGAUCAUAUCUGAUGCACUCGCCUCCAGAAACAUUUCAGAGUGGUUGCAAAGAAUUGCCCUCGAAGAGCUAAUGGAAAUCUCAUCGCGUUUAUACAGACUUUUAGGUGGUGGAUUGGUAUCAAUACGAGAAAAUAGUGCUUCGGUUGAUUUGAUUUUGCAGAUACUAUAUGCUACUCUAAAGAUAUCACAGCAACGAGAAAUGUUCCAGCCACAUUUCACCAUCACAAUGGAGGGGAUAUUCCAGCUCUUUGAGGCUGUUGCUAAUUGCGAUUCUCCUCAAUUUGAAGCUAGUGCAGAGCGUGGGCUUGAUACCAUACUAAUGAGCACCCCUCCAAUUGGCAUUAUAUGCAUGGACGUGGACAAGCUGAGAAGGUUUCUUUUGUGGGGAACCUCCACAGCCUUGAGGAUUGACUGUAAAAAGGGAUCCAAGCCUAGUGAGUCUCCUCAAGAAGAGACUAUGGUAGCAAAGUUUCUACGAUGGCUGUCGGCUUCAGUGAUUCUUGGAAAGCUUUAUUCUGAAGCUAAUGAUAUGAACCCAACAGUCUUGAGUGAAACAUUGUUAGAAUACUUGAAGAAAAGGAAUCUCGGAGGCAGCAUGAGAAAGUCGGAGCACGUAAUAGGGGAAGCAAUCGUGCAUCUCCAAAAGCUUGUGUGUGCAAACUACGGGGUUCUUCUUCCCUCAGUUGUAUUUGCACUUGCUCUCAUGCUUAUUCACUAUGGCCUCGGUACUGAGUCCGACAAGCUCAUCGCAUCUUUGUGUUGUAGAAUUACUAGUCCUCCAGAGGCUAUUCCGGCCUGGAGAUGGUCAUAUUAUGAGGCGUGGAAGGAUCUUUCGUCGGAAGCAGCCACAGAUCUGGAAAAGAUGGAUCUACUCCAUACGUGCCAACACCUUUUCCUCGUAUUCUCUGAUAUGCUUGGAGAAACGCCUUAG